AUGAAACAUAUGACAUCAUCGUUACGACUCGAACCGGUUUCCACGACAACGGUCAAACUUGGACAUGGCGUCUCUGCUGACAGAGCCGCUGUUUGAAAUCUCAGGAAGCGGUCCUCCACCCAAUAAUAACUUUUACAGCCUUACCGUCACCAAGGCAGAAGUGAUAUGGAGAUGGUGGAGGAUAUCUCCAAGAUCUGUCUACAGGACCUCCAAGCCCGGGCAGCUGAAGGAGUCCCACCAGGACUUCUUAGAUGACCCUGAACUCCAGCGAGAUGUCAGUAUGGUUUUUGGACUCCACAUCUUGCAGUACAUCAAGGCUCUGUGCCAGGGUCAUUAUGACUAUCUGGAGCGCCUGCCUGACUCCUUACUUCUGCGGAUCAUUAAUUAUCUAGAACUAGAGCAUGUGGUUCAGCUUGAAAGAACAUCUCAUAAGCUGAGGCAGCUAUGUGGGUCAGAGGAGUUUUGGGAGCAGGCAGUACGCCAGCGCUGCAACACAGUUUCGGCUGAUGUGGCCGCGUUGGCACUUCAGGUGGGCUGGCGCAGCAUCUUCUUCACCCACAAGUUACAGCUGCAGAAGUUGAUUAGUCGUAGGAAGCUGAAGUCUGAGGAGCUCCCUCACCCUGGCGUUGCCCCUGAACUAAGCCUUGGCACUGAUAGCCAUUCUGACCCUAGAAGCAGCUCUCACUGUGAGGAUCAAAACCCUGAACAAACGUGUGGGUCUAAAUCCUAGCGAGUGUCUACUUGAGUGAUAAUUGGAGUUGUCCAAGAAUUGUAUAUUAGAAAUGCUUGUGUAAGAAGAUUGGCUUUUGUUUGUCAAAAAUAACAAAAAUCUACAAUAUUAUCAUUUAGUUGUCAGUCAUUACACAUUAAUAGGGUCAAAGAUAACAGGACAAUAUAGCAUUUGAGUAUACUAUACAUACAUGCAUAUCGAGUUAUAGGCAACAUACUGUACAUAUACAAGUUAAACACUACAUACUCAAACAUACAAACAUUAAUAUAAAAUUUUGUAAAAUUAUUAUAAUGUAAUUUAAUUUAUUUCCAAAGUUUAAUUUAGUUCCAAAUUAAUAGGUUUGAGUCUUCUACUUACUGUAUCUGUCUUCUGUCAUUACUUUAUGGCCUAGACAGGAAGUUUCAUUUAAAACAUAUAGGACUAUAAACUGGAUCUGAGAAGUUUGACAAAUUACAUAAUUCUCUUUAUUUAGUUUAUCUUUAUAAUUUUCCUAAAAGAUACAUAAUGUCUCUUAGUUGACUAGUAGCAGUAGACAGUGAGCAUGUCGCCCUCUAGAGGCCACAACAUGCUGCUGUCAAAGGCCCUUUUGCUCAUCUUCAGUGUCAUUAUUACUUUGUUUCUGCUCUGCCUGUACGUUAUGCAAAAGAUAAAUGAUAUAGUCUUCUU
Messenger RNA from Betta splendens (Siamese fighting fish), 1396 nucleotides. It is a transcript of the gene fbxo36b, whose product is annotated as F-box protein 36b. NCBI's taxonomy places the organism in Eukaryota, Metazoa, Chordata, Actinopteri, Anabantiformes, Osphronemidae. The record is from RefSeq and is a predicted model, not a curated record. The coding region runs from base 65 to 730 and encodes 221 amino acids. The transcript has 4 exons. Gene Ontology annotation, molecular function: protein binding.